UUCCUGUAGUGUUUCCUGCCCGUACUAUGCCUGGGACACUCCCUACAUGCAAAUUCUAAUUGGGAUGUGGCAAGACCUUUCAGGAUUCCUUUUGAGCUAGUUUCUUCUUCCAACUAAUUUUUCAGAGGUGUUUAAUAGCACAGGCGACAUGAGAGAGAUGCAAUAAAGCAAGACCUACCAUGAUUCCGACAACAUUUGGUUACUUUCGUCUUGUUAGACUGCCUUUCUUCAAGGAAGAUAUUAUGUCUGCUCCACAUUAUAUGACAGAAUCUCUGACUUCAUGUUAAUUUACAUCACGAUAUGGAGGAAGAACUUAAUGAAACAUCUUGCUUCAUCCAGAGGACCACAGCAAACAACCUGCUGAUUACAGUAUAUUUUGUCAUCAUUAUUGGAGGAACAACUGGCAUAGCCCUCAUGAUCUUUUUAAUAACUGGUGCAAACAGACUAUCUGUAACAGUUACAUCAGUUAUCAACCUGCUGGUGGUUCAUGGUAUCUUUAUUGUAAGCGUACCAUUCCGCAUUGUAUACUAUUUCCAAAACAAAUGGCCUUAUGGACCGUUUUUUUGUAGAGUUGUGAGUGCCAUGAUUCACAUUCAUAUAUACAUUUCUUUUAUAUUUUAUGUGGUCUUAUUGACCAUGAGAUAUGUUGGUUUCUUUAAACAAAGGGAUAGCAUUGCAUUCUACAGGACUCUCCAUCCUCUUUUAGUUAGUGGCAUUGUAUGGUUUUUAGUAUGUGUUAUAAUUUUGCCACUGGUGUUUACGCAAUAUGGCACCAGUGCCACCUUAAAUGAAGCAGAGUGCUUCCAAUUUCAAACUGAAUUUCAAAAUAGAGCUGUGCUUAUCAUGAACUAUAUCUUUAUUACGGUCACUGUUUUAGUGGUGUGUCUUCUCCUCGCUGUGCAGAUAUUCAUAUUUGUAAAAGUUCUGAGGAAGAUUCAAAGGCCCAUUUUAGCAAAUCAGGAAAUCUGGGUUCAACUAAAAAGUCUCUUCUUUAUUUUGGUGAUGAUAACGUGUUUCUUCCCUUUCCAUAUUUUCAGGAUUUAUUACAUGCAGCAUGCAAAGGAAUGCUUUUAUUACAAUGAAAUUUGUUUGAGCAUAACUGCCCUUAGUUGCUUAGAUUUUUUCUUUUUUGCUGUAGCAAGAUUUUACAAAAAGAGCACAUGUGGGUUUACCUGCAACGUGUCUUGCAUAUCACACUAAUUCUCACACUAAUUGGGACAAACCAAUUUCUCUAGUAUACUACUGCAUUAAACAAAAAGUAUAUACACAGUAUAUCUGAAAUAUACAACCAAUAUUUAUUUAUCAAAGCACGUCAUUAAAAACUAUUUAAAGUAGAAUUCAGCCAAAAACUUUCUAAUGUUAAAUCUACUCUCAGCCACAUUCUUUUUUUUUAAUCAAAUGUUUUUUAUUGAUACAAACUCUCAGCUACAUUCUAAAACAUAUCUAUCUAACCCUGCAAAGAAAAAAUGGCUAUACAUAUCUUUUUGGAAGCCGGUCCGGUCUCCAGCUGCGGAUGCUGUGUACAGGAGAGACCCGACAACAGCUGGGAAAUGCCUGGGAAAUGCCUGGGAAGUGACGUCACCCAUAGAGUUACUAUGGGGCUUCCGUUGUCGGCUGCCUCUCCUGCACACGCCUACACACUGAAGCCACCGCUGAUAGCUCAGUGUGGGACCAGACUAGUUUAAAAUGUGGCUUCAAUUAGGUUUAGGGUUAGUUAGGUUUUUGCUGAACUUCUACUUUAACUAUUUAAAUUGUGCAGAAACUUUGUGUGGUCUCAAGGGGGUAGAUCCACGUACAUCGGCGCAUUAAUCUCCUGGGCGCAGCGUAUCUAAGAUACACUACGCCGCUGU
Rana temporaria (common frog) is the source of this 1850-nucleotide messenger RNA. Its product is annotated as probable G-protein coupled receptor 141. Bases 301 to 1200 code for a protein of 299 amino acids. The record is from RefSeq and is a predicted model, not a curated record. Lineage: Eukaryota; Metazoa; Chordata; Amphibia; Anura; Ranidae. The transcript is spliced from 3 exons. Gene Ontology annotation, biological process: G protein-coupled receptor signaling pathway. Gene Ontology annotation, cellular component: membrane. Gene Ontology annotation, molecular function: oxysterol binding; G protein-coupled receptor activity.